Molecule: messenger RNA, 369 nt
Organism: Chaetomium strumarium
Lineage: Eukaryota; Fungi; Ascomycota; Sordariomycetes; Sordariales; Chaetomiaceae
Product: ribosomal protein L31e-domain-containing protein
Exons: 3
Coding region: 1-369 (122 amino acids)
Biological process (GO): cytoplasmic translation
Cellular component (GO): ribosome; cytosolic large ribosomal subunit
Molecular function (GO): structural constituent of ribosome
Source: RefSeq, a predicted model, not a curated record
AUGUCGUCCAAGAAGCCCUCAGGAAAGGCCACUCGCUCGGCCAUCGCCGACGUCGUGGCCCGCGAGUACACCAUCCACAUGCACAAGCGGUUGCACGGUGUCACGUUCAAGAAGAGGGCUCCUCGCGCGAUCAAGGAGAUCAAGGCGUUCGCGACCAAGGCUAUGGGCACCACGGACGUGCGGCUGGACCCCCAGCUGAACAAGAAGGUCUGGGAGCAGGGUGUCAAGGGCGUGCCUUACAGACUCCGCAUUCGCAUCUCGCGGAGACGUAACGACGAGGAGGGCGCCAAGGAGAAGCUCUACAGCUACGUGCAGGCUGUCAACGUCAAGAACCCCAAGGGUCUGCACACCGUCGUCGUCGAGGAGUAA